Molecule: messenger RNA, 510 nt
Organism: Hansenula anomala
Lineage: Eukaryota; Fungi; Ascomycota; Saccharomycetes; Phaffomycetales; Wickerhamomycetaceae
Gene: TOM20
Product: TOM complex receptor protein TOM20
Exons: 1
Coding region: 1-510 (169 amino acids)
Biological process (GO): protein import into mitochondrial matrix; protein targeting; tRNA import into mitochondrion
Cellular component (GO): mitochondrial outer membrane; mitochondrial outer membrane translocase complex
Molecular function (GO): transmembrane protein transporter activity
Source: RefSeq, a predicted model, not a curated record
AUGGGUAAAUUUUCAUACAUUUUAGCUGCUGCUGCCACUUUAUCAGUUGGUUAUGCCAUCUAUUUCGAUUAUGAACGUCGUAAUUCUCCAGAAUUUAGAAGAAAAUUGAAAAAAUCAAAGAAACAUCAUGAAAAAGCAGUGAUAGAACAUGAAAAAGAAGUUAAAACUGUUAAAUUAGAAGCUGUUAAAGAAGCUUUGAUCCAAUCAAUGAAAGAAGGCCCAGCUAUCCCAACCGAUGCUGCUGAAAAGGAAAGAUUCUUUAUGACUCAAGUUACACAAGGUGAACAAUUGAGUGCUGUUCCAGGUGAAGAAUUAAAUGCUGCUAUACAUUUCUAUAAAGCUUUAUCAAUCUAUCCAAACCCAACUGAUAUCUUGAACAUUUACCAACGUUCCGUUCCUGCUGAAAUCUAUGAAUACAUUAUUAUGUUGAUUGCUUUACAACCUCCACAAGCUGUGGCAAACAUUUUAAGUGAAUCUGUUCAGUUAGAUCAAGAACAAGAACAAGAUUAA